UGUAUAUCGACGACGCGUCGAUUUCGCUUGGCCGCUCGGGGGAGCGGGUCAUCGCGUUUCGUCCAUACCGCGCGCUUCUCUUCUCUUCUCUACUCUUCUUUCCUCGAGACACGGCGCGCGCCGAGUCGUGGUGGAAAAAAGGCCGCCGACUCUCGAGAGUCGAGACGGAGACUGGCCGCUCGUUCGAUUUUCCUCAGUUCUAUUCGGCGAACGUUGCGCGAUAGGUCGUUCGUCGCGCGGAUGCCUCGCUCGUAUGCAAAUACCGCGACGUCGUUUUCCUCGAUAAGCGCCGAUCGCCAUCGAGCUGUCGCACAGCCGGUCGGCUCCCUCGUCGCCGGAAGUCAUCGCGCGCACCAACAAGCGCACCAUGAGAGCUCGAAUAGUUUUGUUAGGAGUUUUGCUCGUCUGUACCAGCAUUCGGUAUGCAGAUAGCAGAUCGAAGAAAACGACGCAGCUAUCGUUGCAGAGCAAAGAGACCAACGUCGUAAACUUUAUGCGACUGCUGAUGAUGAGAUUGGUCUUUGGGGUAGCUUCGGCAAUGGGGCUGGGUGAAAAUCUCUCGGGUGUCCUUGGUGGAAUUUUUGUGCCUCCCGGAGCCGAGGAGUACAAUGAGGAUUACGGAGAUGAUGACUUAAUUGUACCUGAUAUUUUCUGAAUUAGAUAUUUUUCAGCCUGAUCGCGCAUUUUCGACGGUAUUCAAUGGCAACGUUGAUUGCGUUUCGGAAGUUAUGUCGAAAUGAAAGACAUGCUUUUAAAUGACUUUUGCGACAAAAUCGACUCGGCUUAAAUUAUGAGAAUUACAAUAUUUAUUAACUUUGUGUUUGAAUUAACAACAUUCAAGAAGUAUGCAUGCGUUUGUUGUGAAAAGCUUUUCUAUUCUCUGAUUCUCUCUACUUCAUUGCUAUUAAUGGGAUUCAUGUUAAUAAACUGAUAAAUUUCAUAUACGAAACAUAUGAAAAUUGAAAAAGAGUAGAUACAUUGUAUAGUGACGUAGCAAACUUUGUAUAAGAAAGUAUGGGUGAGAAAAUAUGGCUUGUCAAUCCUGUUGCGGAAAUAGAAAAAAAAAGGUCUUAGAUCCUACGUCAAUAAUUAGAUGUUAAAAAAUUCACGAAUCAGAGAAUCUCGUUUGUAAUGAAAACGCGAUGACCGUAUUACGAUUCAGUCGUGAGUCUGUCGAUCUUGCGCGAGAGGUUUUUUAAACGAUUUUGUGUAUACCGUUAUUCGUCGUAAUUUCGGUAGAGCUGAUGGGUGUGCACCGAUUAUUACGGGCGAAGAUAUAAGUAGGAAAUGGUUUGUUUCCGCUUUCCGUUUAUCUCGUAUCAAGUGAAUGUAACUAUCCAUUCCGUCGGUUCUGGUCCAGUGAAAUUAGCAUCUGCUAAUCACGAUCAAAGUCUUCAUAUAAAUAAUACAUUUGAUCGUUAUCUUUCGAAAGUGUUGUAAAACCAGUCUCCGAUAAAAUUCACUAUUGAUAAAAUAUUUUAUUUCGUCGCUCAUUGAAAUGGAUUGGAAUCUAGAACUUUACACCAUACUUUCGAAAUAAUCAGCUCAAACGUGAAACAAAAGUAAAUGGAGUGACGGUUUCUGUAAUUACUGUGAAAGCUUGUAAUUAUGAAGAACAUUCAUUCUGUAUACUGAUAAACGAGACAGAAAGCGCAACGUUUAUUAUUGUUAACAAAGAAUUGGAAUUUAUUUAUUUUAUCAUUAACGAAUAAUUUUAGUUUAGCUCAACAAAAGUCCUUUUCGACAUACAAGUACUUUUUACGUUAUUUUAGUCCCAAUAGUUGACAAAUUUAAUUAGGAUUUAUAUGUAUCAAUGAUUUGAUAUUACAUAAAACGUACUUGAUAUCGUUGAUUUUUCUGUUCGUUAAAAAGACGGAAAAUUUUAUGUUAACCAAACUACAUUAUUACAUAGUUUUAAUAUCUUGUCUGUAUAAUGGCGUAACAGAUGUAAAUUACUUAUAUUACGUUUUUCUUUACAUGAUUAAAUACUGAUAAUAAA
Vollenhovia emeryi is the source of this 1999-nucleotide messenger RNA. RefSeq lists its product as uncharacterized. The record is from RefSeq and is a predicted model, not a curated record. The transcript has 2 exons. Lineage: Eukaryota; Metazoa; Arthropoda; Insecta; Hymenoptera; Formicidae. Bases 368 to 655 code for a protein of 95 amino acids.